Messenger RNA from Miscanthus lutarioriparius, 459 nucleotides. The record is from the annotation of a GenBank genome assembly. Lineage: Eukaryota; Viridiplantae; Streptophyta; Magnoliopsida; Poales; Poaceae.
AUGAUCAAUGCUGGCAUCAGACCGGAUCCCAUAGUCUUCACUGCUGUGCUUACAGCUUGUGCUUAUACUGGCAAGGUAGCUGAUGCUCGUAAAGUUUUUAACUCCAUGCAGGUUGUGUUUGGUAUCAAUCCGGUGAUGGAGCAAUAUGCUUGCAUGGUUUCUGGAUUCAGCCGUGCAGGGAUGCUAAAGGAUGCACUUGAGCUUGUCAGCAGCAUGCCAUUUGAACCAAAUGCAAAGGUCUGGGGUCCAUUGCUUAAUGGAGCAGCAGAAUUCGGUGAUGUUGAGCUUGGUAGAUUUGUAUUCGAUCAACUAUUUAUGAUUGAGCCUAAGAACACCGGUAAUUACAUUGUGAUGGCUAAUUUGUACUCAAAUGCUGGCAAAUGGGAAGAAGCUGAGAUCAUAAGGAGCAUGAUGUGGGGAGUUGGGCUCGAGAAGGUUCCUGUGUGUAGUUGGAAUUGA